Camellia sinensis is the source of this 1210-nucleotide messenger RNA. Its product is annotated as peroxidase 64. The record is from RefSeq and is a predicted model, not a curated record. Gene Ontology annotation, molecular function: peroxidase activity; heme binding. Lineage: Eukaryota; Viridiplantae; Streptophyta; Magnoliopsida; Ericales; Theaceae. Gene Ontology annotation, biological process: response to oxidative stress; hydrogen peroxide catabolic process.
CUCUAUCAUUAACCAUAUAUAACAAUAAGACAGCUACUGGAGCUCCUAGCAUUAUACCAUGGUUGUCAUUGUUGCAUUGCUAAGCUCACUGCUGAUCUUUUCAGUCAUUCCUCCAGGAAAUGCACUGAGCUUAAACUACUAUGACAAGACAUGCCCCGACACUGACUUAAUUGUCACCAAUGCAGUCAAGAAUGCGGUGAUGAAAGACAAAACAGUCCCUGCAGCUAUACUCAGGAUGCAUUUCCAUGAUUGCUUCAUAAGGGGCUGUGAUGCUUCUGUGUUGUUAAAUUCAGUGGGGAAGAACACUGCAGAAAAAGAUGGGCCACCUAAUGUUUCUCUACAUGCUUUUCAUGUCAUUGACGAUGCCAAGAAAGAGCUAGAAUCAUUGUGUCCCGGUGUAGUCUCGUGUGCUGAUAUCUUGGCUUUAGCUGCAAGAGAUGCAGUUGUGCUGUCUGGAGGUCCCAAUUGGUAUGUGCCUAAAGGAAGAAAAGAUGGAAGAACAUCAAAGGCCAGUGAAACCAUACAAAUGCCAGCUCCCACCUUCAACAUUUCUCAGCUUCAGCAAAGCUUCUCCCAAAGAGGUCUGUCCAUGGACGACCUAGUGGCCCUCUCAGGUGGCCACACUAUAGGGUUCUCUCAUUGUUCAUCAUUCAGAAAUAGAAUCCACAACUUCAACUCCACACAUGACAUCGACCCUUCAAUGCAUCCGUCGUUUGCAGAAAGCUUAAAAAGCAUUUGCCCACAUAACAAUAAGGUCAAGAAUGCUGGGGCCAACAUGGAUCCAUCUUCCACAACUUUCGAUAACACAUACUACAAGCUAAUUCUCCAAGGCAAGAGCCUGUUUUCUUCGGACCAAGCUUUGCUUACUUCUCCACAGACAAAAGAUCUGGUUUCCAAGUUUGCUAGCUCACAAGAAGCUUUCUCAAAGGCUUUUGUGAAGUCCAUGAUCAAGAUGAGUAGCAUCACGGGAGGACAAGAGGUCAGAAAGGACUGUAAGGUGGUCAAUUAAGGAGACCCUAAACUUAUCUAUACAAUAUUUUAGACAUAAUCAAGCAAAAUCAAUCAUCAAUCCUUUUUUUAAGCUUAUUUUAGGAGGAUUGCAAUAAUUAUAAGAUUGUAUGGUUUGUUUGAGAACCACAAAGCAUAUGGCUACUCCCUGUAACAAUAUAUAUAAUAUUUGAACACAGUCUAUUCUAGUAUUGCUUCUAAA